CUGUAAGUAACUUCUGCCUGGGAGCUUUGAUAUAUGGGGGUGAAAGAGGCUACAUUGCCAUCAAAAACCUGGCAACAAGAUUUGCAUGAUAACACCAGUAACACCGUUAUGUGAUCAAAUGGAGAUUCAUUUGGCGAUUGAAUAGAGAUGCCGAGAUGCUUAUGUACGUAAGCCCUAGUUUUAGUUACUAUCAUCUUUUUGUUGAUUCUUACAAUCCGCGAUAACAACUCUUUAUAUAGAAACCCUAUAAAUAAGAUACGAAGAAGCCCGCCCUUCUCAGAGGUUUUUUAAGGUUUUUUAUUUGAAGCAAAAACAAAGAAUAUCUCUUUAACCAACCAGAAACAAAGCAGCUAGCAGCCUCUCUCUGCGAGCGAGCGAGAGGUUUUAUUCCAGUUUGAAACCCUAUUCACUCUCCUCAACUCCGCAGAAGAUGGAUCGGUACCAGAGGGUAGAGAAGCCGAGAGCAGAGACUCCGAUAAAUGAAAAUGAGAUAAGGAUUACAACUCAAGGGAGGAUGAGAAACUACAUUACUUAUGCCACCACUCUCCUCCAGGAAAAAGGGUCAGACGAGAUUGUCCUUAAGGCAAUGGGGAGAGCUAUCAACAAGACUGUCAUGAUUGCUGAAUUAAUUAAGAGAAGAAUUGUUGGUCUCCAUCAGAACACAUGUGUUGGAUCUACUGAUAUAACUGACAUGUGGGAGCCGCUUGAAGAAGGCCUUCUUCUUCUGGAAACUACUCGCCAUGUUUCAAUGAUCGCCAUUACAUUGUCGAAGAAAGAGCUUGAUGCAUCCUCCACAGGAUAUCAGCCUCCAAUUCCAGCUGAUCAAGUCAAACCAUGGACUGAGUUUGAUUAUGAAGGAGAGGGCUCUCCUGGUAUGCGAGGUAGAGGCCGUGGUGGUCGAGGAAGGGGCCGAGGUAGAGGAGGGUUUAACAAUGGAGUCAGUGAUUAUAAUGGAGGUGAUGCUGGUUAUGAUAAUGGUGGACGGGGAUAUGGGGGAAGGGGGAGAGGCCGUGGGCGUGGGCGAGGUUUCCAUGGCCGUGGAAGAGGUGGUUAUGGUGGUGGAGAUAUGGUGAUGCAUCAAGAGACUGGUGGUGGUUAUAAUGAUUAUGGUGGCGGACCAGAAGCACCACCUGCCCAAGGACGUGGGCGCGGUCGUGGUAGGGGACGGGGCCGUGGGCGUGGUCGAGAAUAUAAUAGAUCGGAUGUGCCGGUCCAGGCAGCAGCUGCUUGAGUUUUUUGUAUUGUUAGGCUUUUGAAUUAGUUUGUAGAAUCUCAAGUUCAAUUCAAUUUUGUCGCGAUUUAGGAAAGGACUUUCAUGUAGGUUAAUAUCUAUUCACUAUAUAGAAUUAUCCAAGUUCGAAAUGAAAUUCAGUCCCAGUGAUGUUUUGUUAAAGUUAUAUAAAACUAUAGCUCCUCAAGUCCAGGUGUUUGAAAAUCGUCCAACGUAA
Messenger RNA from Papaver somniferum (opium poppy), 1448 nucleotides. RefSeq names its product glycine-rich cell wall structural protein-like. Gene Ontology annotation, molecular function: RNA binding. The record is from RefSeq and is a predicted model, not a curated record. The transcript has 9 exons. NCBI's taxonomy places the organism in Eukaryota, Viridiplantae, Streptophyta, Magnoliopsida, Ranunculales, Papaveraceae. Bases 431 to 1231 code for a protein of 266 amino acids.